Messenger RNA from Nanorana parkeri, 477 nucleotides. RefSeq names its product keratin-associated protein 10-3-like. The record is from RefSeq and is a predicted model, not a curated record. NCBI's taxonomy places the organism in Eukaryota, Metazoa, Chordata, Amphibia, Anura, Dicroglossidae. Bases 1 to 477 code for a protein of 158 amino acids. The transcript has a single exon.
AUGUCUCCAACUGCAUCCUGUGUCUCCAUGUGCGCCCCUGUGUCUCCAUGUGUGCUCCGUGUCUCCAACUGCAUCCUGUGUCUCCAUGUGCGCCCCCAUGUCUCCAUGUGCGCCCACGUGUCUCCAUGUGUGCCCUGUGUCUCCAACUGCAUCCUGUGUCUCCAUGUGCGCCCCCAUGUCUCCAUGUGCGCCCACGUGUCUCCAUGUGUGCCCUGUGUCUCCAACUGCAUCCUGUGUCUCCAUGUGCGCCCCCAUGUCUCCAUGUGCGCCCACGUGUCUCCAUGUGUGCCCUGUGUCUCCAACUGCAUCCUGUGUCUCCAUGUGCGCCCCCAUGUCUCCAUGUGCGCCCACGUGUCUCCAUGUGUGCCCUGUGUCUCCAACUGCAUCCUGUGUCUCCAUGUGCGCCCACGUGUCUCCAUGUGCGCCCCCGUGUCUCCAUGUGCGCCCUUAUGUCUCCAAGUGUUACUCUUGCGCUGA